CGGAGGCUAGGAGGGAAAAAAAAAGACAGAGAGACAGGAGUAGAGGAAGAGAAGAAGAGAAGAGGAGAGGAGAGGAGAGAAGGGAGAAGAAGAGGAAGAACACAGAACGGACAGAGGAUAACCAGGGAAAACGAUGGAGAUGGGGAGGCCAAAGUUCUCGGAUAUCCGCUUGGAGGCGAGGAUCAGUAAGUGCAGGGAGCCAGAAAGAGGGGAAAGGAGAAAAGGAGAGCGCUGGAACACCACGGCGGGGAUCUGCGUUCUGAUCUUGAUCUUUUCCUGUAUUGUGGAUAGAUAGAGAGGAUUUAUUUUACUAUUUUAAAGAUAAUGGUGAGUCUUGUUUUCUACGGGGAAAGUCUUCUAUUAAUCUAGCCUUGUGGUUGUGGUGAAACUAGUCAAUCGUCCAUGCGGAGUCACAAUCUACUCCGUAUCAGCGAAAUCAGGUUUAUCGGGAGCUCU
Messenger RNA from Penicilliopsis zonata CBS 506.65, 456 nucleotides. RefSeq lists its product as hypothetical. The transcript has a single exon. The record is from RefSeq and is a predicted model, not a curated record. Lineage: Eukaryota; Fungi; Ascomycota; Eurotiomycetes; Eurotiales; Aspergillaceae. The annotation marks the transcript as partial.